GUUGAAUCUCUUCUACGACCACUUCAACUUGUCGGCGGGAAAGAAGUCUCUGUACCUCUGCAAUCUUAGACGUCCUUGAGAGAGAGAGAGAGAGGAACGAAUCGAAACGAUGUCGUAUUUGCUACCACAUCUUCACUCAGGAUGGGCCGUUGAUCAGGCCAUCCUUGCCGAAGAAGAGCGUCUGGUUGUCAUCCGCUUUGGCCACGACUGGGACGAGACCUGUAUGCAGAUGGAUGAAGUGCUAGCCUCAGUUGCUGAGACGAUUAAGAACUUUGCAGUGAUAUAUCUGGUCGACAUCACAGAGGUACCUGAUUUCAACACAAUGUAUGAGUUGUAUGAUCCAUCAACGGUUAUGUUUUUCUUCAGAAACAAACAUAUUAUGAUUGAUCUUGGCACUGGCAACAACAACAAGAUCAACUGGGCUCUCAAAGACAAGCAAGAGUUCAUUGACAUUAUUGAGACGGUCUACCGUGGAGCAAGAAAGGGUCGUGGUUUGGUUAUUGCUCCCAAGGAUUACUCAACCAAGUACCGCUACUGAGAGUCAUAUUCUGCUGGAUAUCAGCUUAGUUUGAGUCCUUGUAAGAUAAAAACCCCAAAACCUGUUGGGUGGAUAUUGAAUUCUCUGGAAGUCCUAUCUGCUUGAAAGUCUUUGAUUUUCAUUUAGCUUUCUUAAUCAUUGUGUGACAACUUUUAUUUUGUACUGUUUAUGAUUCUCCUUUAUAUGUAAAAGCAGGGAACACAAUGUUUUUCUUGGA
This is a messenger RNA of Ziziphus jujuba (common jujube), 755 nucleotides long. RefSeq names its product thioredoxin-like protein YLS8. NCBI's taxonomy places the organism in Eukaryota, Viridiplantae, Streptophyta, Magnoliopsida, Rosales, Rhamnaceae. Gene Ontology annotation, cellular component: spliceosomal complex; U4/U6 x U5 tri-snRNP complex; U5 snRNP. The coding region runs from base 110 to 538 and encodes 142 amino acids. Gene Ontology annotation, biological process: mRNA splicing, via spliceosome. The transcript is spliced from 2 exons. The record is from RefSeq and is a predicted model, not a curated record.